AACCGUCCAAUUAUCUUGAGAGAUUCAAACAGAUUCCACCAUUUCAAUGAAGGAAAAUGCUCCUGCAAAGAUUACUGGAGCCUCUGCAGCCAAGAUCAAGCAUGUAAUACACUGCAAAGAAUUUUUGAAAUGGGAAAGGCGAAUGUUAUUAUUCAGGAUGAGUGCUGUGAAUGCAAAGGAAGCUGGACUGCUUGUAUCACUUUCUGACAGGGAAUCGGAGCAACCCUUCGCCAAUGAUUAUGAUGAGAACAUCCUCUUCACUGACGGAUACCGCGAGAGUACUUAUAAGCAACUUGUUGGCUUUGCUUACAUUUCCUCUCAACGGGUUGGAAACCUUGGAUGCUUUGAUCCAUGGAAAAGGAAGGUUUCAGCUGCUCGAAACUCAUCACAACAAACUUAGACGUCAGCAUCUGUAUUGGCACAAGUCCAAAAUGCUCUGUUUUUACAUUGACUUAGGCACAAUUGAAAAUGGGAGAUUUGGUACAAAUAAAGACGCAACCUUUAA
Molecule: messenger RNA, 505 nt
Organism: Rubroshorea leprosula
Lineage: Eukaryota; Viridiplantae; Streptophyta; Magnoliopsida; Malvales; Dipterocarpaceae
Source: the annotation of a GenBank genome assembly